UUGUACAUUUGAGUGAUUAUGAGCGAUAUAACUUUUCACACGCACCGUAAAACGGAUUCAGUGCCUAAUGCAUUAUGCAUGAGUCACCAUUUCGCUCUUGGCGGUAAAUUGGAACAAGCGGGUUGUGUGACGGGUCGCCGGUUUUGCGGAACAAAGGAUUGGUAUUGGGUCGGUCCCUCGCGUUCGCAUAGAGGGUAUAUAUACCAGCGGAAAUCCAGAACAAGUAUCAGUUUGAAAAUAUCUCAAACGAUUCAUCAACAUGUCUGGACGUGGUAAAGGAGGAAAGGGACUUGGAAAGGGAGGCGCCAAGCGUCAUCGCAAGGUUUUGCGUGAUAACAUCCAGGGAAUCACCAAGCCAGCCAUCCGUCGUCUUGCUCGACGUGGAGGAGUCAAACGUAUCAGCGGUCUCAUCUACGAAGAGACCCGUGGAGUCCUCAAGGUCUUCCUUGAGAACGUCAUCCGUGAUGCCGUCACCUAUUGCGAGCACGCCAAGAGGAAGACCGUCACCGCCAUGGACGUCGUCUACGCCCUGAAGCGACAGGGACGUACCCUCUACGGAUUCGGAGGUUAAGAAGUUACUCUUCUGACCAACAACUCAAACGGCUCUUUUUAGAGCCACCAAAUAUUCAAGAAAGAUUCAAAUGUUCGAUUCUUAAGUAAUCUUGAAGUCUAAAUAAUAAUAAUAUUCAAUUUUUAUAAUUCUCAGGGUCCUAUUCUUAAUCACGUUGCUAUCUUUAUCUAAUCAGUCUGUACCAAACAAGGGGGCAAUGAAAGCCAUAUGGAACGAUGAUAGAAAUGAUUAAUUAACUCGUCCGUUGAUGAAUUAAUAUAAAUGAAGUUUGAAGCAAUGGCCAUAGUGAGCAUAAAUGGGUCCAAGAUGGAAAUAAGGAGAAGGCCAGAUUAGAAAGAAAAUUGAAAUCAAAAUUCACAAACCAUGAGAAGGCGCCACCUUUAUGGUGGGGGUAAGGGAAAAGGUAGAUUACAUUACAAUUACAUAUUAUCUGUUUAUAAUUU
Strongylocentrotus purpuratus (purple sea urchin) is the source of this 1014-nucleotide messenger RNA. Its product is annotated as histone H4. The coding region runs from base 260 to 571 and encodes 103 amino acids. Gene Ontology annotation, biological process: nucleosome assembly. NCBI's taxonomy places the organism in Eukaryota, Metazoa, Echinodermata, Echinoidea, Camarodonta, Strongylocentrotidae. The transcript has a single exon. The record is from RefSeq and is a predicted model, not a curated record. Gene Ontology annotation, molecular function: structural constituent of chromatin; DNA binding; protein heterodimerization activity. Gene Ontology annotation, cellular component: nucleosome.